Gadus chalcogrammus (walleye pollock) is the source of this 2958-nucleotide messenger RNA. RefSeq names its product guanylate cyclase 1 soluble subunit beta 1 (gene gucy1b1). The transcript has 13 exons. Bases 136 to 1983 code for a protein of 615 amino acids. Gene Ontology annotation, cellular component: guanylate cyclase complex, soluble. Gene Ontology annotation, biological process: response to oxygen levels; cGMP biosynthetic process. Gene Ontology annotation, molecular function: guanylate cyclase activity; heme binding. Lineage: Eukaryota; Metazoa; Chordata; Actinopteri; Gadiformes; Gadidae. The record is from RefSeq and is a predicted model, not a curated record.
GUCGGAGCUGGCUCGGGAAAAAAGGAAUGGACGCUCCGCGACGCAGCAGCAUCCAUAACAAGUGAUGAGGGUUUUAUAAAAUACGACAGUCACAUCCCAAAAUAUACAACGAAAGAACGAAGAGCAGCCUAUAUAAUGUAUGGCUUUGUGAACCACGCGUUGGAGCUGCUCGUACUGAGGAACUAUGGUCCGGGGAUUUGGGAAGAUAUCAAGCGAGAGGCCCAGCUGGAUGUCGAGGGCCAGUUCCUAGUGAGAAUUAUUUACGAUGACGCAAAAACCUACGAUCUUGUGGCAGCCGCCAGUAAAGUCCUCAAAAUUGACGCAGGGGACAUUUUACAAAUGUUUGGGAAGAUGUUUUUCGAGUUUUGCCAGGAAUCGGGAUACGACACUAUCCUGCGAGUGUUGGGGUCAAACGUCCGCGAAUUCCUCCAAAACCUGGAUGCCCUUCACGACCACCUGGGCACCAUCUACCCCGGGAUGAGGGCCCCGUCGUUCCGCUGCACGGACGCGGAGCGAGGCAACAACCUGAUCCUGCACUACUACUCCGAGAGGGAGGGACUGCAGGACAUCGUGAUCGGCAUCAUCAAGACCGUGGCCCAACAGAUCCACGGCACCGAGAUCGAGAUGAAGGUGAUCCAACAGAAGAGCGAGGAGUGCGACCACAUCAAGUUCCUGAUCGAGGAGAAGGACUCGGAGGAGGAGGCCUUCUAUGAGGACCUGGACGGCUUCGAAGAGAACGGCACCCAGGAGACUCGCAUCAGCCCCUACACCUUCUGCAAGGCCUUCCCCUUCCACCUCAUGUUCGACAAGGACCUGGUGCUCACGCAGUGCGGGAACGCUAUCUACCGUGUGCUGCCCCAGCUCCAACCAGGGACCUGUAACCUCCCGUCGGUCUUCUCCCUGGUGCGUCCGCACAUCGACUUCAGCUUCCACGGCAUCCUCUCCCACAUCAACACCGUGUUCGUCUUGCGGAGCAAGGAGGGCCUGCUGAACGUGGAGCCGGUGGAGAACGAGGACGAGCUGACAGGCGUGGAGAUCAGUUGUCUGAGGCUGAAGGGCCAGAUGAUCUACCUGCCAGAGGCCGAGAACAUCCUCUUCCUGUGCUCCCCCAGCGUGAUGAACCUGGACGACCUGACGCGCCGCGGCCUGUACCUGAGCGACAUCCCGCUGCACGACGCCACCCGGGACCUGGUGCUGCUGGGGGAGCAGUUCCGCGAGGAGUACAAGCUGACCCAGGAGCUGGAGAUCCUCACGGACCGCCUGCAGCACACCCUGAGGGCCCUGGAGGACGAGAAGAAGAAGACCGACCGAUUGCUCUAUUCCGUCCUGCCGCCGUCUGUCGCCAACGAGCUGCGCCACAAGCGGCCCGUGCCGGCCAAGCGCUACGACAACGUGACCAUCCUGUUCAGCGGCAUCGUGGGCUUCAACGCCUUCUGCAGCAAGCACGCCUCGGCCGAGGGGGCCAUCAAGAUCGUCAAUCUGCUCAACGAUGUUUACACCCGCUUCGACAUCCUGACCGACACGCGGAAAAACCCUUAUGUAUACAAGGUGGAGACGGUGGGAGACAAGUACAUGACUGUGAGCGGGCUCCCGGAGCCCUGUGCGCACCACGCCCAGUCCAUCAGCCACCUGGCCCUGGACAUGAUGGAGAUCGCCGGCCAGGUGAAGGUGGACGACCAGCCCGUCCAGAUCACCAUCGGGAUCCACACAGGAGAGGUGGUGACGGGGGUCAUAGGUCAGAGGAUGCCACGCUACUGUCUCUUUGGCAACACGGUCAACCUCACGAGUCGCACGGAAACCACAGGAGAGAAGGGCAAGAUAAACGUCUCAGAGUACACCUACAGGUGUUUGCAGUCGGCGGAGAACUCGGACCCUCAGUUCGAUCUGCAGUACCGGGGUCCCAUCACCAUGAAGGGGAAGAAGGAGCCCAUGAAGGUGUGGUUCCUGUCCAGAAGAACUCCCCUAGAAGGCACCGAGAACUGAACUCCUUCUAAACGGCCCGGUAGAAACGUACAACGAAAACCAUUUCCAAACACCCGGUUAGCGUACAACAAAAACUCCUUCUAAACGGCUUGGUAAACGUCAAACAAAAACCAUUUCUAAAUGCCUGGUUAACAUACAACAAGAAGCUCCUUCAAAUCGGCCUGGUAAACAUACAAGGAAAAAAAUCGAAACACCCGGUAAACAUAAAAUGAAAAAUCAUUCUAAAUGGCCCGUAAACGUACAAAGAAAACUCCAAACUCUGAAGAUAGAAAACAGAUUGAGAAUUGGCACAUUCGCAUAGGCUGUUGAACUGGAGUUUUUCGUCAGUGUAGUUGCUGCGGUUUGUGGGUGGGUGGGGCAGAGAAUUAGCCGCAAACCUGCCAUUUAAUUUGGGUGAACACGACAAUUUCGAUUUCAUUUUGAGUGCACUGCCCACCCCCCGUGCCCCCCUCGGUAACCUUGGUUACAUCUUGAUUCCUAGCUAGGAAACAUGACCAGCAUUACUUCAUCUCACAGUGUGGUGACUUCCUCCUCCAAGCAAUUUUAGGAAUAUAUGUCAAAUUAGCUCAUUGGAUGAACGACACCAAAUAUUGUAAAGUAUAUUAUAAAGAUAACAAUAAUAUAUUAUAUAUGGUAAAGAAUUUAUAUAGUAUAAGUACAUAUUUAGCUACAUGGAUUUGGUCAAAAGAGUUUUAACUUCAAUUCCCUUUUUAACAGUUAAAUUCAUAUUUUUAACUCAUCAUGCUUUGCUGUCAUUCCAGAGAAGUAGUCAACCCUCUCUUAGUGUGUUCCCUAACUCUCUAGUGUGUAUGAGUGUGUUCCUUUACUCUCUAGUGUGUUUGAGUGUGUUCCCUACCUCUCUAGUGUGUUUGAGUGUGUUCCCUACCUCUCUAGAGUGUAUGAGUGUGUUCCCUAACCCUCUCUACUGUAUAUGAGUGUGUUCCCUCACUCUCUAGUGUGUAUGAGUGUGUUCCC